This is a messenger RNA of Knipowitschia caucasica, 987 nucleotides long. The record is from the annotation of a GenBank genome assembly. Lineage: Eukaryota; Metazoa; Chordata; Actinopteri; Gobiiformes; Gobiidae.
AUGGAGAUUGUUACAGUGAUGCUGACGGGAGGAGAGCGGAGGAUGAGCGAGGGGAGGUCAGAAAGUGCAGCUGCAGAGAGAGCACAGACCUGCACGAGUCUGUGGAGAGAGCACAGACCUGCACGAGUCUGUGGAGAGAGCACAGACCUGCACGAGUCUGUGGAGAGAGCACAGACCUGCACGAGUCUGUGGAGAGAGCACAGACCUGCACGAGUCUGUGGAGAGAGCACAGACCUGCACGAGUCUGUGGAGAGAGCACAGACCUGCACGAGUCUGUGGAGAGAGCACAGACCUGCACGAGUCUGUGGAGAGAGCACAGACCUGCACGAGUCUGUGGAGAGAGCACAGACCUGCACGAGUCUGUGGAGAGAGCACAGACCUGCACGAGUCUGUGGAGAGAGCACAGACCUGCACGAGUCUGUGGAGAGAGCACAGACCUGCACGAGUCUGUGGAGAGAGCACAGACCUGCACGAGUCUGUGGAGAGAGCACAGACCUGCACGAGUCUGUGGAGAGAGCACAGACCUGCACGAGUCUGUGGAGAGAGCACAGACCUGCACGAGUCUGUGGAGAGAGCACAGACCUGCACGAGUCUGUGGAGAGAGCACAGACCUGCACGAGUCUGUGGAGAGAGCAUAGACCAAACCAGGGACUUUUCAGCUUCAAAUCCAACAACACAAAGUUUAACGAAGCACGUGAGGACAGCAGCCUUUUCGGUGGAGACUUGGAGAGAGCUGCUCCGUGUGUGAUGGACCCUCAGGCCCCGCGGCCCUUCUCUCAGUUCGAGGUGGACGUGGAUUUGGGAUUCGCACUUUUCUUCCUCUUCGUUUUGGUGUUCUUCUUGUUUGUGACGGUGGUUCGAUGUGCGCAGACUGUGGUGGAUCCCUACGGCUCCAUCUCCACCUCCACGUACCAAGAAGAGCAGAUCACAGCAUCACAGUUUAGACUAAGGAGGUUACAUCUGAUCACACUGAACUCAGACUUGUAA